Penicillium macrosclerotiorum is the source of this 1266-nucleotide messenger RNA. RefSeq names its product proteasome regulatory particle base subunit RPT3 (gene rpt3). The transcript is spliced from 6 exons. Bases 1 to 1266 code for a protein of 421 amino acids. Gene Ontology annotation, cellular component: proteasome regulatory particle, base subcomplex. Gene Ontology annotation, molecular function: ATP binding; proteasome-activating activity; ATP hydrolysis activity. Lineage: Eukaryota; Fungi; Ascomycota; Eurotiomycetes; Eurotiales; Aspergillaceae. Gene Ontology annotation, biological process: proteasome-mediated ubiquitin-dependent protein catabolic process. The record is from RefSeq and is a predicted model, not a curated record.
AUGGCAGACGUCGCCGUGGAGAACCCAGCGAACAACGUCACGCCUCUUCCCAAGCCAACGCUGGAUGCCAUCGCCAACUUGGACUCGCUGGAAGGCACAGGGGCCGAUGGAAACGAUGAAUAUGCCAACCUCAAGCGGUUACAGAGACAUCUAGAAUACAUCCAGUUGCAGGAGGAAUACAUCAAGGAUGAGCAAAGGAGCUUGAAGAGGGAACUGGUUCGGGCACAAGAGGAGAUCAAGCGGAUACAGAGUGUGCCGCUGGUCAUUGGGCAGUUCAUGGAGGCGAUCGAUCAGAACACUGGUAUUGUGCAGAGCUCAACCGGGUCGAAUUACGUCGUCCGCAUCCUGUCUACCCUCGACCGCGAGAAGCUGAAGCCCUCCUCUUCGGUCGCCCUCCACCGCCACUCCAAUGCCCUGGUCGAUAUCCUCCCUCCGGAGGCAGACUCGUCGAUCGCGAUGCUUGGUGAGAGUGAGAAGCCAGAUGUGACCUACGCCGAUGUAGGUGGUCUUGAUAUGCAGAAGCAGGAGAUUCGGGAAGCCGUCGAGUUGCCCUUGACACACUUCGACCUUUACAGACAGAUCGGUAUUGAUCCUCCUCGGGGCGUGUUGCUGUAUGGACCUCCCGGUACCGGCAAGACCAUGCUGGUCAAGGCCGUGGCCAACAGCACGACUGCCAGCUUCAUUCGCGUUAACGGGUCCGAAUUCGUACAAAAGUAUUUGGGUGAGGGUCCUCGGAUGGUGCGUGAUGUGUUCCGGAUGGCGCGUGAGAACUCCCCAGCCAUCAUCUUCAUCGACGAGAUCGAUGCUAUUGCCACCAAGCGUUUCGACGCCCAGACUGGUGCCGAUCGAGAGGUCCAGCGUAUCCUGCUGGAGUUGCUGAACCAGAUGGACGGUUUCGAGCAAACCAGCAAUGUCAAGGUCAUCAUGGCCACCAACCGAGCCGACACUCUGGACCCGGCUCUGCUGCGUCCUGGUCGUCUGGACCGUAAGAUUGAGUUCCCGUCGCUGCGUGAUCGCCGUGAGCGCCGACUCAUCUUCAGCACCAUCGCAUCGAAGAUGUCCCUCUCCCCCGAGGUGGACCUGGACUCCUUGAUCGUGCGCAACGAGCCGCUGUCAGGUGCCGUCAUCGCCGCCAUCAUGCAGGAGGCCGGUCUACGUGCGGUACGCAAGAACCGAUACAACAUCAUCCAGUCCGACUUGGAGGAUGCCUAUGCUGCUCAGGUGAAGAGUGGCCAUGACGAUGAUCGUCUCGACUUCUACCGGUAA